Grammomys surdaster is the source of this 831-nucleotide messenger RNA. It is a transcript of the gene Ing5, whose product is annotated as inhibitor of growth family member 5. Lineage: Eukaryota; Metazoa; Chordata; Mammalia; Rodentia; Muridae. Gene Ontology annotation, cellular component: nucleus. The record is from RefSeq and is a predicted model, not a curated record. Bases 25 to 747 code for a protein of 240 amino acids. Gene Ontology annotation, biological process: positive regulation of DNA-templated transcription; positive regulation of apoptotic signaling pathway. The transcript has 8 exons. Gene Ontology annotation, molecular function: chromatin binding.
ACCCCGAGCGUGGCCGCAGCGAAGAUGGCGACUGCCAUGUACUUGGAGCACUAUCUGGACAGCAUUGAGAACCUUCCCUGUGAACUUCAGAGGAACUUCCAGCUGAUGCGAGAGCUAGACCAGAGAACAGAAGAUAAGAAAGCAGAGAUCGACGUCCUGGCUGCGGAGUAUAUUUCCACAGUGAAGACGCUUUCGUCAGCCCAGCGUGUGGAGCACCUCCAGAAGAUCCAGAGUGCCUACAGCAAGUGCAAGGAGUACAGUGAUGACAAGGUGCAGCUGGCCAUGCAGACCUACGAGAUGGUGGAUAAACACAUCCGAAGGCUUGAUGCUGACCUGGCACGUUUUGAGGCUGAUCUGAAGGAUAGGAUGGAUGGAAGUGACUUUGAAAGCACUGGACCACGGAGCUUGAAAAAAGGUCGGAGUCAGAAAGAAAAAAGAAGCUCCCGAGGCCGAGGUAGGAGGACAUCAGAAGAGGAUACCCCAAAGAGAAAGAAGCAGAAAAGCGGGUCUGAGUUUACUGACAGUAUCCUAUCUGUGCACCCCUCUGAUGUGCUGGACAUGCCUGUGGAUCCGAAUGAGCCUACAUACUGCUUGUGCCACCAGGUGUCCUACGGGGAGAUGAUCGGCUGUGACAAUCCGGAUUGUCCCAUUGAGUGGUUUCACUUUGCCUGCGUGGAUCUCACCACAAAGCCCAAAGGAAAGUGGUUUUGUCCACGAUGUGUUCAGGAAAAGAGGAAGAAGAAGUAAAGAAGAGGCUGCUGUGCCAGACCGAAGAGCAAGCUAAUAUAUCUCCUCACUCAUGUUGCAAUAUUAUCUUUCAUUUUAAAACUA